Dictyostelium discoideum AX4 is the source of this 588-nucleotide messenger RNA. It is a transcript of the gene commd3, whose product is annotated as COMM domain-containing protein 3. Bases 1 to 588 code for a protein of 195 amino acids. Gene Ontology annotation, biological process: sodium ion transport. Lineage: Eukaryota; Evosea; Eumycetozoa; Dictyosteliales; Dictyosteliaceae. The transcript has 3 exons. The record is from RefSeq and is a predicted model, not a curated record.
AUGAAUUUAAGUGAGGAUGUUUUAAAAGGAAUAGAAACUCUAUCAGAUGAAAAAUUAAUAAAUGAUAGUGUAUUUAAACAUAUUAUCGAUACUUGUUUUUUAGUAAUAUUAAAGAAAAAAACUGAAUCUGAUUUAUUUGAUAAUAAAGCUGUAUCAAGUGUUGAUACAAUUGCAUUAAAACAAACUUUUUCAGCAUUCAUCGUUUUUAUUUUAGAAUCAAUGAAAAUAAAUUAUGAUCAAUCAUCAAUAAGUGAUUUAUUGGAAGAACAUAAAUUAUCAAGUAGUAGAAUUGAUUUCAUUUCAAAUUAUUUUAAAGAAUAUAGAGUUGCAAUUAGAAAACAUUUAUCAGUAACAAACUUUCAUUUUCCUCAUAUUAUUGAUGUAAAUUGGAGAUUGGAUUUAUUCAUGAAAUCAAAUGCUGUAGAGAAAUUAAAUACACCAGUUUAUUUAAUUAAUUUAACUACUGAACAAGAAGAAAAUGUUAAAGGUAAAGUUCAAUUCGCUGCAACUUUAGAUCAAUUACAAGAUUUAGUAUUUAAACUUAGAGAUGCUCAAAAACAAAUUGAGAGAUCUUCUAUAAAAUCUUAA